Messenger RNA from Ectocarpus sp. CCAP 1310/34, 7584 nucleotides. Lineage: Eukaryota; Phaeophyceae; Ectocarpales; Ectocarpaceae. The record is from the annotation of a GenBank genome assembly.
AUGGCAGACGAUGAUGAAGAAGACUACCUGUCCUCCAACCGAUCCUACCAGAUUUCACUGCCCACGAUACCAUCGGCCUUGGUCAGACAGGAGGGCACGGAAAACGACCCAAAUGGCGACGUCGUCGCUGGCCAUGGAAUGGAGGACAAUUUACCAACAAGAACAACAAGAGGCGCGUGGAAAAAGGAAACUGAUCCGCAAACCGGCACCACGUUCUACCACAACACCGUCACUCUCGAAUCCCGGUGGGAACGGCCGGCAGACAUGCCAACGGCAGGUGCUGAUUCCAAAGCGGAUACUUCUUCGGGAAGCAUCACCACCCCGUCACAUUUGGACUCGAGUAGUGCGAACCCCUCAAUCCUUCAGGCGAAACUGCCACAACAGGGUGCGUCGUUGGUCAGUUUAGCACCAGCUCUGAUCCGGGCAAAAAGAAAGUGGCGGGCGCUCGUGGACAGCGACACAGGUAGCACAUACUAUGUUGACGAAGCCACCGGUGUGUCCCAGUGGGAACAACCAUCACCUACAGAAGUCGCGCUACCGACAGAAGCUGUUCUUGAUAGCCCUACCGAGGCACCGUUAACCCCGAGCCCAUAUCAGCAGGCCCACCAAGCGGAGACCUCCUUGAUCGGAGUGGUACCAGCCUUGCUGAGAGCCAAACAAAAGUGGCGUAGCCUUGUGGACACCAACACGGGUAGCACGUACUACGUAAACGAGACCACCGGGGCGACGCAGUGGGAGAAACCGCCAGAGAUUGAUGGCUGUCAGGCACCUGACGACGGUGAUACGGCCCAAGGCCCGCAGAUGGAAACCUCAGCGGUUGUUGGCGCGGAGACUGCGACAAGCGUACCGAGCGAAAACGAAAAUGAGAAUCGCAACGCGUUAGCAACCGGUGGUUUUACUGACCAAAGACAUGAUGCACUUGCGACGCCGAGAGUCUUUGAAACCGACGACUUGUCGAAGUUGCCGGGAACAGGAGAGGAGGUUCCUGCAAGUGGGCAGGCUCACGACAAUAGUGGCGGCGGAAACACCAGCACGUCGAAUCCGGACCCGUUUCUGCAGAGGGUAGACUCGAACUCCACUUUGUCCACGUAUGGCGGGGAGCUUGACUCUCUGGCGAAAUAUGUCACUGGUCACUCGUCCACGCUCGACAGAGGAGCAGUUGUUAGCAUCGAAGUCCCGAGGGAGGACAGAGAAGCAGCGAGUCCCGCAGAUAUAGACGAAGACGCAUCGCACUCGACGGACGCAGAAUCGUCUGCGGGAAGCAAUCACUCAGGCCCGGGGUUGGAAAGCAAGAAUUGGGAAGAGGAGACCUCCAAACACUCCACUUCUUCUAAGCAUGCACCCAUCGCUGAAAAUAGCACGGAAACGCCUUCGUCGGGUGUUGAUGCAGGCGAUUCGUUCAAGGAAGAACCCUGUUACGGGGAAGAACAAAAACACGACCAGACCGCAGAAACCACGGCCAACAGCAGCGUUUCUAGCAGUGUCCAGAGUGUCAGCCAUUCGCUGGCGUCGGUUGUCUCGGUCGAUAGUCUAGGUCAGCCAACAUCUGCUGACGACCUCGACGCGAAAGAACAAAAAACAUCUAUCUGUCAGCAGCAUUCCCCUCCACAAGAAGAAUGUCCCGGUAGUGAGGCCGAGUCAACAUCGCGUUUGGCAGGGGAAGAUGGGACGGAAGGAGACACAGGUAACGUCUCAACAGCGCAAGAUUUCGACCGACCCGACGAUCUACGACGGCGAUCAAGUCCACCUGGGGAGCCUGUCACUUCCAGCGGCAAUGAGGGAACCGGAGAGGUACUUCACAACGAGAGAUCAGCAGGGAAUUUGUCCGCCCUACCCGACCUUGGACCCAUAAAAGUAGCCUCAGAACCGUCCAGCGACAGCAGCACGAACGACGCGUCACCCGUUACGGAAGUGCUGGAAGGAGACGGCGGGAGCUUAGACAUCGUCCCUUUCACCGCGAAACAGCCAUCUAGACUCUCUUUCGACGACGUGGCUGCCGCAACGUUCGCUCUUCAGCGCCUGCAAGCGGGCAUGCUGCGCAGGCGACAAUGUGCCGCGAUCGUGGAGCUCCAGGCGCAAGCCAGGGGCUGGGCGGCGAGGCGGUUACAUUCAAGGCUGGUCGGGCGUCGCGAUAGUAGGCGACGAGAAGAACUGGAAGCAAAGCAACGAGCGGCCACGACGAUCCAAGCGGUGGUACGGGGUCGCAUGGGAAGGAGAGAAGCGCUACUAUGGCAAGCACAGCGAGACAGCCAACGCUCGCGGAAUAUGCUCAAAGAGAGCGAUAGCAAGAUCGACGACAACGAAAUGGAGCGUAUCACAACGUCCAACGGAAUGGACGAUCUUGACGACGUGUCCAACAUUCAGGGCACGGUAGUUCUUCUUCACUCGAAGCAAGAGUGCAACAUCGAAGACAUAGCACAAUCACCGCGCUCUGUCCCAGAAGAAACGACGGCGAAAUCAACUACCGGUGGUGGUCAAGAAGAGGCUGAAACGUACGAUGGGAGCGUUGACGGAGAGGCGAGCUUGAACGGAUGGAAUGAUCGCGCCGAUCUCGUUGACAGCAAUAGUAACACAACUUCGGAAGAAGGGUCGCCAUCUCGAGAAGAUGGCCAUACCUAUGCCUUGAGCGAACACGAGCACUGUUCCGAGCUAGACCGUGAUGGAUCUCCAGUAGGAAUUGAUGCCUACGGUUGCAUGGGAACAGGGUACGAGUCGGCACCUCUGGGAACAAUUGACGAGGAAGGAUUUCAGCGAAACGGCUACCUUGGGGGCGGAGGAGGAGCAACACCGCCAAACGCCGAGGUUCUAUCCUCGAAUGCUGAUGGACCACCCGGCGAAAACGACGAUACUGCUGUAUCCUCCUCCAAAGGGUCUCGGCGACAACAAGAUGCAGACGCUUCAGAGGAUGAGCGCAGUGCUUCCCACAAUGCCUACUAUGGUUUUGACCAAGAAGUGAGCACAGAAGAUGUCGCCAACACGGACGACAAUGAUUCGGACGAAAGAAUGUACAACAGUAGUCGAACCACCAUGAGUUCGGAAAGGACUUCCGGGGAGGGAGGAAUUCCGUCAGAUUUAACGUUUUCGGAAGGCAAUGAUGACCACAGCGGAUCUUCGUCCGAAGACGGUUACUUGCGUCAACAUUCCGUCAGGCCGGAGGACGAGGAGGCACAACAACAACAACAACGACAACGACAACGACAACAACAACAACCUCCAAAAACGACCUUUGGUGAUGACAAGACAGCUGGCGCAAGUGCUGGCGUGGACCGUGAAAUGGACAUAAAAAGCGAGGGCAACAUUUCACGCACAAAUGGCGGCGAACUCGAUUACGAAGGGGAGGAAAUGGAAAGCUUAGAGCAUGAGGCCGAGGAGGAAAAGACCAGAAAAGGAAUCUAUCUCGAUACGACGGCCCCGCUGGAAAGCCUUGAGGUACUACGCACCCUGGUGGUGGCACAGGCGCAGGCUGCUGCUCGAGCGACCAUGACUGCCGCCGGGACGGAUGCGUCUAAGCGCGAAGCAAUCAGAAUCAGGUACGGCAUGCAUGCACGUGCCCAGGCGGCGUCAAAACGCGCUCGUAUGUAUGAUCACUUCAAGUGGGUGUCUCCGGCUCUCGAACUAAAGUCAAAGGGUUUGGGGCACUGCCAAUCGCAUACUAGUCUUGUCAGGGAUCUUGCUGCUCAGCAAGCACAAGCUGCGGCGAAUUUCAGAGAGGCCAUACGGCACUCCAUCGCGGUAGAUAACGGCGAUGACGACUCGAGUACGACCGCUUCAGGUGCUUCACCACUCGAGAUAGGUGUGGUAGGAACCUCGCCUUGCCUCGCACAGGAGGUCAAAGUGGAUGAGAUCCCACCUGUUGGCAUGAGCCACAACCCACCCCAACCGAGUAGCGAUUUCACGACAGAGGAUGGGGAAGAAGGCAGUCGAGGAAAGGGCGAACCCCGUGUGUACGAUGCUGACAACCGAGAAAAGGAUAAAGAAGAUCGGAAAAAGUCCGACCAACCGCCCACGAUACGCCAAGAUGAGCUGCAAGGUGCGUGGGAUUUCUCCCAGGAUGAUAAAACAGGCGAUGCGCGCAAACGAAGUCGGUCGAGGGACAACGAUGCCGCCGAGCGAAGCAAUCCAAAGCAACGUGCACCGAUAAAACGCACCAGCGCCUCCACAGACACCUGCGACACCACCACGAGUGGAGCUGCACAUGCGCUCGCGUCGGACGUCAGCCGGCUCGCGUCACGGCAAAGCGAGGUGGUUAGCGAGGUUCUCCAGGAGUCUUCAUCGGAAGAUGCGAGGGGUACCCUGCCGGCAGAUCCGCGAACGUUUCACCGGAAGUUUCCGAAGGUGCUCGAGGCGCUGGCGGUGCUUGGGCCUUCGGUGGGGUUGCAGGCGAAGGCCGUCGGACUGAUGGAGGAGGUUGUCGAACGCACGGAUCAUUCGCGGAUGCCGCGUUUCACGCAAACGACGCACCAAAGUUCCCGCUUUCUUGUCAAAACCGACCAGAUCGACGCACGGAUGGAGGCACGAGCCGCACGGAAGGGAAGAAUAGGUCGCCUCGCGGAGUCGCUGGCGGAGGAUGCGAAGCUGGUGGCGGCUAGGCAUCAGCAUACGGCCGCGAGAAUGGAGGUGGCUCCAGACCCCGCAACUGCAAGGUUUGUCGCCGACGACAUCCGGCGACUAACCCUGGUGCAAGAAAAGCUGGCAUGUCGGCCCGCCUUGUUGGGGGUCAGCGUUCAAUGGUUAAUGGAGCACGAGCCAUGGGAACAGGUUCAGCAAUUCAUUCUGACGGCGAGCGGGGCUGUUUUCAACAGCCCCGGAGGGGACAACUCACAUUCGAUCAACAAUGUGCAGCACGCCACCAUCGACAACGGGAGUAGAACCGCUGUCACCGGUUCUGCCGCUACGGUUUCUAACGCAGCGGCCGAGACGGACAUGACCGAAGCCAGUAUGAAGGAAACUAGGACGACCGAAACGGCACAAGGCCGGCUUGGUAGGCUUGCUGCCGCCGUGGUGAAAAAACUCCGGAGUGGGGUCGACAUCGGGAGCGUCGCCGCCGCCCGCGCUCAAGCCAUCCGCAGGGGGAGUCAGGCGGGUAGACUCGCCGAUGAGUUAAGACUCAUAGCUUCGGGCCAGGCCGCUGCCUCGCUGGCCCUGGGCGACGCUGGGGCACAGCUCAUCGCGGACGCCGAGGCCGAAAAGCCGCUUCCCCGAGAAUACGCCUUGUCUCGUAGUUCAAGCACUCAUGACCAUCACGCCUCGGUCAGAACGCAUUGUGGAAAGCUUCAGGAAAUCAAUCGCAUUUCAGAAAACGACCUCGGAGAGAGAUUCGAGGGCAACAGGAGGGGUAAGGGACUCGCCAAUGCGGCUGCCGUUGUUGUUGGACACACGCAUGAAGCCGUUGUAAUCGCCCCGGAAACAGCUAGUAUUCUACCCAACGGCCUAGGAGCCGAGACCGGCAAUGAAAUCGUACCAAGAGGGCCGUCCUCGCCUCUAGCAGCAGCUAGUGUCACUGGCUCAAGCAUGGCUAUCGAGAUGGCAGCCCAGGAGGAGGAAAUCGCCGCUGCGGCACGAAUACAAUCAUUUCUUAGGCGGCGUCGAAGACAUGGUAGGCUGGGAAUAGUUCCCGGCGGUUUUUCGACAGAGAGGGCCACGGUUGUGCCGGUCUUACCAUCUGCAGCCAACUCGUCGGGUGAACUCUGCAACGCCGGCAGCAGCAGAAGUAGAGCUACCGCUCACUGGUUCCUCCUGGCAUUGCGGUCCCUGCGACGGGAGGUCGAUAACUUCUUACUCGGCGGAACCGGAGUCGAUGUUGCUCGUGGCUGUAGUAGCGACGAUGGAUCAGCAGCACCCUCCGUGUCGCAUAAAGAAGUAGAAGCACAAAAACCGGAUCUGGGGGACAACGCAGGUGCCAGCGGUCCGGACGAAGGUGCCGACAAAGCAGACGGCGUGGACGGCAAUUCGGACAACGACGGUGACGACACCGAGCCCGAAUCAUCGGAAGACUGCCCCGACGACGACUGGCCCACAUUCCCACCCUUGCCUUUGCGCGCGCGGGCUCCGUCGCUGUACACCCUCCCUCCUCCUAGCAGCGGCUCAUUGAGGAGGAAACCUCGCGACAGCAGCGAGAGGGCGCCCGGUGUUCCUGCAUCGAAGGGCCCUUUCACGAAGCUUGACCCUGAGGUGGCCGCUCGCCUUCACUCGGCGUCGUCGGUAUUCUGCCUCCGAGCAUCCGACGUCUUAACUGCCUUCUCGCCACCCCCGCCACCGCCUUCUCCUUCCCGUCUGAUUGCGCGGACCGCAACAUCGAGCGAUUCUUUGCCAAGUUCGCGCCCCUCCGUCAUUCCUGGGACCUCCGCCGGCCGCGAAGGCACCCGUGGUUUUCCCAGACUGUCGUCGCCGGAAAUCCUUCGGCAGAGGCUGCGGGUGGAGGCACAGGACGCUUCCCUCGCCGGUCUUGGCCGACCGUGGCUGCUGUCUUCCCAUGCGAAUCGCCUACCGACUCGCCACAAGCAGGAACAAGUACGCUCAGCUUUUCUCCGGAAGAAAGGAAGCUCGCGUAAACCUAUCAGGGUGUGGGGUGGUUGUGGUGGCAUCGAUCUGGUCAGGGAAAAGCGGCGGCGAACUGAUGCUUUCGGUCCAUUGACACCCCUAGGCCAACGCUUGGCCAGACGGUACAACGCCGGGGUGGCCGCUAGAAGACGACGUAUUCUCGGGGAGACAGAUGCAUUCCGGGCGGUGCACGUUGGGAGGCAGCUGAGGAUCGGGGCCUCUUUGAACGCCCUCGAGAGGGUGGAGCGCGCUCUGAACGCGCGCCUAUCCUGUGCGAGAGAGGCAAAGGUUUCUUCAGCCCACAUUGCGGAGCUGCUGGAUGUUGUGGGCCGUUUCGUUUUCUCGGACUCGCAGGUGGGGAGGCAGUUGAAGGCAUCGCUCCCCAACGAAGUCGUUGUCGAAUAUGUCAGGAAGGGCGACCCCAAUCAGUACAAUGCCCACGCCGGGUGGGGAAAAGACGCCUACAACAUGAGUCUCGAACGUGUCGUUUCUACGGAGGAUGCAGAAGAGGCACCAUCACCGCCAUCGGCAGUGGUGGGCACAACCGGUUUAAGGGUGAGGAACGGUGAUGAUGCGGGUGCCAGCCACGGUGGAGCAACGAUGUCGUGGCCGUCGCCUUCGGAAAACGCAGGCGGUGAAAAUUGCCCGACACCCGGUUUGCUCCCACCAGUAUCCACGCUGGAAUCCGUCGAGGAGGACACGCCCGCCACAGGAUCAUUUCGAUACCGGCGGGGAGCGGCAGGCUUGAUGCAAUCGGCAGCUGUAGUACCGGGUGGUAAACGGCGGGGUAGUAGGGUGGGCGCGAAGCCGCCCACGAAGCCUGAUGCCGUGGCCGCUGCCUUCUCGGCUCACCUUCACGGCGUCGACAAGUACCCGUUGGAGUUGGCUCGACUUUGCCGGUUCGCGCAGUUCCUGACGGAGAACGAACUCCUUCGAGAGGCGUACGAGGCCGUGCGACAUGUCAAAGAGGCUGUGCGAACCGUCGCGGACAACAGCACCAAAGCUGGUCGCGACAUGAGGUACACUCUUCCUACGUUGCUGUAG